UGCUGUUGAUCAGUAGUUCUACUUGGUUCUUCUCUAUAUAAGGUCUUGCAUUCCAUUUCAUCCAUACAAAAGAAAAGAAAGAAAGCUUUUACAAUCAAUAAUCAAAAUGGUUUCACUGCAGCUGCAGAAGCGGCUAGCUGCCAGUGUACUCAACUGUGGUAAGGGUAAGGUGUGGCUUGAUCCCAAUGAGUCCAAGGAUAUCUCCAUGGCCACUUCAAGGUUGAACAUAAGAAAGCUCGCAAAGGAUGGUUUCAUAGUUAAAAAGCCGAGCACAAUCCACUCUCGAUCGAGGUUCAGAAAAGCAAGAGAAGCGAAAUCGAAGGGGAGGCGUUCAGGGUAUGGUAAGCGGAAGGGUACGAAAGAGGCAAGGCUACCAUCGUCGCUGGUGUGGAUGUGGAGGAUGAGAGUCAUGCGUCGCCUCCUUCGCAAGUACAGGGAAUCCCACAAGAUAGACAGGCACAUUCACCAUGAUAUGUACAUGAAGGUGAAGGGCAAUGUCUACAAGAACAAAAGAGUGCUAGUGGAGAGCAUUCACAGGUUGAAGACUGAAAAAGCUAGAGAGAAAGCACUUGUUGAUCAAUUUGAAGUCAAGAAAGCAAGGAGCAAAGUGGUCAAGGAGAACAAGAUCUUAUGGAGAGAAGGUCAUCUGCAUAAACCUUUAAGCUUAUUGUACUAGCUAGUAAUUAAAUAAAAGUUCUUCCUUUGAGGGACUAAUUCUUGUUAUUUGUGUAUCUAUCUAUGUAUUUUUCCUAGUUCUGCACAGUUUUUCUAUGUAUUCAGCUUGUUAUAUAUCAAAGUAUUUGGAUGAAGUUUAUUUUUAGUAAGAAAA
Messenger RNA from Tripterygium wilfordii, 829 nucleotides. RefSeq names its product 60S ribosomal protein L19-2-like. Gene Ontology annotation, biological process: translation. The transcript has 2 exons. Bases 107 to 676 code for a protein of 189 amino acids. Gene Ontology annotation, cellular component: cytosolic large ribosomal subunit; ribosome. Gene Ontology annotation, molecular function: RNA binding; structural constituent of ribosome. NCBI's taxonomy places the organism in Eukaryota, Viridiplantae, Streptophyta, Magnoliopsida, Celastrales, Celastraceae. The record is from RefSeq and is a predicted model, not a curated record.